Molecule: messenger RNA, 1655 nt
Organism: Malania oleifera
Lineage: Eukaryota; Viridiplantae; Streptophyta; Magnoliopsida; Santalales; Ximeniaceae
Product: peroxisome biogenesis factor 10
Exons: 11
Coding region: 137-1345 (402 amino acids)
Biological process (GO): protein import into peroxisome matrix
Cellular component (GO): peroxisomal membrane
Molecular function (GO): zinc ion binding
Source: RefSeq, a predicted model, not a curated record
GUCGUUCUCUGUUUAGCUGAUCGGAGCUGUAAUAAUAGCUAAUGAAUCCACCAAUGACGCUACGGCACCGUCUGAGCUCAUCCCCUUGAGCACUACAAGUGACUGCCGAGCACGCAUCCACAGGGAGAGAGCGAGGAUGGGACUGAGACGGAGGAGGGAGUCCUCUGGUUCAGAUGAGCAAGGGCGUGGUGGCGGAGAGGCGGAGCCGUCCACUUCUCAGCCCGGUGGCGUACUACGUUUCCCCUGGGCGGCGCAGCCGGAGAUCAUGAGAGCCGCCGAGAAGGACGACCAGUACGCCUCCUACGUCUACGAAGCUUGCCGUGACGCUUUUCGCCAUCUAUUCGGUACUAGACUUUCUGUAGCCUAUCAAAGGGAGACACAACUUUUGGGACAGAUGCUUUAUUAUAUUUUAACAACAGGUUCGGGGCUGCAAACUCUUGGGGAAGAAUACUGUGACAUCACUCAGGUUGCAGGGCCAUAUGGACUUUCUCCAACUCCUGCAAGGCGUGCUCUUUUCAUUGUGUACCAGACUGCAGUUCCUUAUAUCGCAGAAAGGAUCAGCUCUAGAAUUGCUGCACGUGGCAUUGUCCUUGCAGAUUCACAGUCUGAUGAGCCGUAUGGUGAUGGUGCUCCAAGGAGCAGUCGAAUUCAAUCUUCUUUGGUUACAGAUGUACAGUCAUCCUCUAGAUCAGGGACGUCUGAUUCAGUUAUGUCCAGAUUGAAAGAGAAACUUAGUGGAUUAUGGUUGUAUGCAGUCCAGAGAUGGCCGACAGUGCUGCCCUUAGUUCGUGAGUUUUUGCUAUUGGGUCUUCGCACUAACUUGAUGUUAUUUUAUUUUGAAGGCCUAUAUUAUCAUAUAUCAAAACGUGCAGCUGGUAUUCGUUAUGUGUUCAUUGGGAAACCAUUGAAUCAAAGGCCUCGGUACCAAAUACUGGGUGUAUUCCUUUUAAUUCAGUUAUGUAUCCUUGCCGCUGAAGGAUUACGGCGCAGCAAUUUGUCUUCUAUUGCAAGUUCAGUUCAUCAGACAUCCUUGGGAACCUACCAAACGUCAGCAGGGCGAGGUUUGCCUGUUUUAAACGAAGAAGGCAGUUUGAUACCUUUGGACUCUGACAGGGGAAAUUGGGUUUCAGAUUCCUCAUCAACUUCAGAGUCUCAAGCUGCAGGUGGACUUGGCAAAUGCACACUAUGCUUAAGUAACCGCCAACAUCCAACAGCCACACCUUGUGGUCAUGUAUUCUGCUGGAGCUGCAUUACGGAAUGGUGCAAUGAAAAGCCUGAGUGCCCUCUGUGUCGAACUCCUUUAACUCAUUCAAGCUUAGUUUGUUUAUAUCAUUCAGACUUCUAAUACUUGUUUAUGGUGCAACUAGUUAACUUUGUUUCAAGCAUGUGGAGAUCUUGGUAUAAGGAGUUUAGUGGUGAGUCUGGCGACUGUAAUCACUGUACCCCAAAAUAGAAAAAAUGGUUGCUAAAAGUUGCAUAUCUAAUGAAGCAUAGACUAGUAAUAAAAAAAAAUAAAAAAUGAGAUAUUCUUUUUUACAAAGUAUGUGGUAUUAGCCCUUCUGGCAACACAAGUGUGUAACCUGGGUUCUUGGGUUCAUCCAGUUUUGUUUCAUGUUCUUCAUUUUUUAACGUAAAUAAACGUCGUUUUGUGCUUA